This is a messenger RNA of Leucoraja erinaceus (little skate), 4601 nucleotides long. RefSeq names its product RAS (RAD and GEM)-like GTP-binding 1 (gene rem1). The record is from RefSeq and is a predicted model, not a curated record. The transcript is spliced from 5 exons. Gene Ontology annotation, biological process: negative regulation of high voltage-gated calcium channel activity. The coding region runs from base 1635 to 2579 and encodes 314 amino acids. Gene Ontology annotation, molecular function: GTP binding; calcium channel regulator activity; GTPase activity. NCBI's taxonomy places the organism in Eukaryota, Metazoa, Chordata, Chondrichthyes, Rajiformes, Rajidae. Gene Ontology annotation, cellular component: plasma membrane.
CAGUCUAAAUAAGGAUCCAGACCUGAAACGUUGCCUGUCCACUCCCUCCACAAAUGCUGCCUGACCUGCUGAGUUCCUCCAGCAUUUUGUGUUUUGCUGAGGAUUCCAGCAUCUGUAGUUUUUUUUGUGUUUCCCAAAGUAUUUGUAACAUUAGUCUAAAAAAAGAGAAAAAUAGAAAAUAGGUGCAGGAGUAGGCCAUUCGGCCCUUCAAGCCAGCACCACCAUUCAAUAUGAUUAUGGCUGAUCAUCCAAAAUCAGUUCCCCGUUCCUGCUUUUCCGCCAUAUCCCUUGAUUCCGUUAGCCCUAAGAGCUAAAUCUAACUCUCUCGAAAACAUCCAGUGAAUUGGCCUCCACUGCCUUCUGUGGCAGAGAUUCACAACGUGAAAAGGUUUUUCCUCACCUCAGUCCUAAAUGGCCUACUCCUUAUUCUUACACUGUUGAAAAAGCAGGAACACUUCAUGGAAAGAAUUUGGCAAAGAUUGGUUUUAGGUUUGAGGUGGCCACCCAUCGCAUUGCUACAGAAUUCUUCAAAAGGUUGUUUUUACUCAGUGAAGUCGUUUUGAAUUGUGGUCACUGUUGUGACAGCUGGUGGCAGAGCAGUUCUGAUAGACAACAUUGUGAUAAUGACUGGAGAUUCUUGCUGUGUUCAAAAACACAAAACUCUGCAGGAACUCAGCUGGCCAGGCUGCAUCUGUGGAAGAGAAUGGACAGAUGAUGUUUCAGGUCGGAACCCUUCUUCAGAAUCCUCCAGCACUUUUUUUAAAAACUCAGGAUUCCAACAUCUGCAGUAUCUUAGCGGCACGGUGGUGCAGCUGGUGGAACAGCUGCCUCACAGCGCCAGAGACCCCGGUUCAAUCCUGACCUCAGGAGGAACUGUCUGUGUGGAGUUAGUACAUUCUCCAUUUCUGCAGUGUAGUUUAGUUCAUUAUUGUCGCGUGUACUGAGGUACAGUGAAAAGUUUGUGUUUGUGUGUUAUCCAUGAAAUCUAAAAGACUAUACAUGAAUACAAUCAAGCUGUCCAUAGAGCACAAAGGAUAAAUGGUACAACAUUUAAUACAAAGAUAUAACAUUUAUCCUACAAGAUUUUUACAAGCAGCACCUGUACUCAGGAUCAAACCCGGACACGUUGGAGUUGUAAAAAAUGAUUUUUUUUCUCUCUACCUAGGUCCAUGUGACCGUAAAGUACCAUUGCACCAUUGCAUCAGUGAAAGCUUGGGAAAGGCGCUAUAAAAAUGCAAGUCCCUUUGGCUCCAAUUAAUUGCACCUCACCGUCCAAAGUGUGGCUCCGCCUACAGAGAGGUUUACACCGUUGCUUUGCAGUCUGGCAGAGUUUCCGUCUACCAGGACACAAGCGGCAGACUGAGCAAGUGAAUUCUUCCUAAGUUUGGGACAGUGGAGCGAGGAGACCUCCGCGACCUCUUGAAUGGACGGCUUACAACAAACACACUGACGUUCACUCAAUCCUGAUGUCACCAGGUCUAAUAGGAGUAUAAAGCGGGCCCGCUGUGGUCGUGCGUGGAGUAAAAGGGACUAGGGAUGUUUUGAGGCGCCCGCUGUAGCUGGUAACUUCAACGGCGGAUAGAACUCUCAAAGAAACUCUGAAGCAAGUGGAAUAACUCGGGAGCCUGGCUGCGAUGACCCUGAACACCCAAAGAGGCGUCGGCCAUGCUGCCUUGCAAAGGCGCGCAAGCUCUCCCGUGCCCUCUGCCCACCAGCACGCCCACGCCCACCCUGUGCGUAGCCUGACCACGGAGAGGGAGCUGGCCGCCUGCCCCUCACUGCCCCCCCGCAGACCCACACUGGGCUACUCCAUCUCCUGCCAGCCCAUGGACAGGGAGCCCACCGGGUGGUCCUCCGACUCGGCCGAAUCCGAUGCCUCCAGCGACUCCGGCUGCGGAACAUUCCGGGUACUGCUCCUCGGCGACUCCGGAGUGGGAAAGUCCAGCCUGGCCAAUGUCUUUGCUGGGAUCCAGGAUGUUCACGUGGAGGACUCUGGAGAAGAUACAUAUGAACGAACAUUAACGGUUGAUGGAGAGGACACAACAUUAAUAGUGAUGGAUACUUGGGGAAUUGAGGGUGAGGAACCAUGGGUGCAGGAUUACUGUAUGCAGGUGGGCAACGCGUACAUCAUUGUCUACUCCAUCACGGACCGCACCAGCUUUGAGAGCGCGUCCGAGCUCCGCAUCCAGCUGCGGAGGAUGCGGCAAGCAGAAAACAUCCCCAUCAUCCUGGUGGGAAACAAGAGCGACCUGGUGCGGUGUCGCGACGUCUCUGUUGAAGGUUGCCUGUGUUCUGUUGCAGAGGGUCGAGCGUGUGCGGUGGUCUUCGACUGCAAGUUCAUCGAGACGUCCGCCACCCUCCACCACAAUGUGACGGAGCUCUUCGAGGGCAUCGUGCGCCAGAUCCGCCUGCGCAAGGACAGCAAGGAGGCUAACGAGCGGCGGAUGGCCAACCACAAGAGGCGGGAGAGCAUCACCAAGAGAGCCCGCCGCUUUCUCAACAGGUUCGUGGCAAAGAACAACAAAAAGAUGGCCUUAAAAGUCAGGUCAAAAUCUUGUCACGACCUGUCGGUUUUGUAGAAGUCCCAAUAACCCAACUACCAGUGGGGAACUGUAAAACGCAACCAGCUAGUUACAUCAGGACCAAGAUGUGUUCACUUCUAUGCCUCUCCUGAUGACCCUUGUUGGUGGCCAUUGUCUCGUGAUCGACUGGUUGUUUGAUCCCGAUGGAGAAAACUUGACUCGGUGAAGAUGGCAGCCAGCAAGAUGGGUUCCUGCAACAUCUUCCUGAAGAACCUCCAUGUUCAAAAAGCGAAGAAUGAACCAAAGUCCCACAAAUAGAUGCAUGAACCAAGCAUACAGUAUAUGUUACAUUACAACGGUGUGGAAAAAAGCACUGCUGGUUGAUAUCUGGGCAAACAAGACUAUGACGCUUCCAUUCUCUUCCAUUGAAGAUACAUCCUUCUUCCUUUAGCAGAGUAAUCCUCAAGAUGAUCGCCUUCUGCUUGGUACAGGUGGUUCUGCUACAAUGCAGUGAUUUUGUUCCUGAGAACCCUCGCAUUAUAGAAUAUCGCUUUAAUAAUUGUGACAAUGCGGUUGGGGGCUAAUGAGUUUCAGACUUAUCCCCCUCGGCAGGAUUUUCAAAAGUAAAGGUCUUUUUAAUUGCUACAAGUUUAUUUUUGUUACUGCAAGCUAAAGGUAUAAGGGCAUUGUUUAAUAGAGUAUCUUUGGACUUUAAAGAAACCGUGUGAAAAAAGGCCCUUCAGCCCACCGAGUGCGUGCCAACCAUCGAUCUUCCCGUACACUAGCACUAUCCAACGCACGAGGGACAAUUUACAAUUCUUACAAAGCCAAUCAACCUUCAAGCCUGUACAUCUUUGGAGUGUAGAAGGAAACCGGAGUACUCGGCGAAAACCCACCCAGUCACAAGAAGAAUGUACAGACAGCACCCAUAGUCAGGAGGAAAUCCAGGUCUCUGGCGCAGUAAGACAGCAACUCUACCGCUGUGCCAUUGUGCUGCCCCAAGGAUCAAUAGAAGUGAUUGCUUAUCAAUUUCAUUGGCUACCUGCAGUGAAACUGACAACUGGUGUUCUUAGGUGGCAAUGAUGUCUGAUUACUGCAGGGAGGUUACAUGAAAACCAAGUUGUUUUUUUCCCCAAAUUUUUUUCCCCAUGACAGCUUUUUUUCUGCUUGUCAAUUUCCAAAGUAGUUAUAGGUGGUUCUCUAGUGCCUGAUCAAAAUUGUGCAAUACCCGAUUUGGCCCGCAUAAUACAAAUAGUAAUCCCUAAUGCAUCAGUCGCAUUAUAUUCAAUUCACAGUAUGAAAGAGCGCUUGAUAGGCAAACUACCUGUACAUGGAGUGGAAGCAGGCCCUUCGGCAAAACUUGCCCACACCGCCCAACAUGUCCCUUCUACACUAGUCCCACCUGCCUGUAUUUGGCCCAUAUCCCUCUAAACCCAUGCUUUAAAAUGUACCUGUCUAAAUAUUUCUUAAAUGUUGUGAUAGUACCUGCCGAAGGAACCAGUGGGCUGAAGGUUUAUGUGCUGUAUCUCACUAUGGCUCAAUGAAAUGCUCAUAUUUUUAAAAGGUUAAUAGGAUCAAUGAUUAGACUGAAGAUUACUCUAGAGACACAGUUUCCCCUCUAGAGAUAGAUAGAUAGGCAAUUAUUGAAGAAAAGCAUUUGAAGAAAUCAGAAGGAAUACAAUGUUAUAUUCUGGAUGAUCCAGGCAGCGAAUCUCAAUUUCCAAGCGAUUCCAAGCUAAAAUUGGAGGGUUGAUAAUCCUAUUUCUAUAUACUUCUGAAUAUUUUUAUAUCUAAAUCUCCAGGUGUUUAAGGGUUCCACACACAAUGGAUGGUUGGGAAUACUGCACGUAUUGAGACCAUAAAGAUGUCUAUGUUGGGCUUAACUGCGAAGGCCCAUGUAUAAAUUAAUUGGCCCUAAUAUAAUGUACAGAAUUUUCUACCUGCUUUCUAUGUUGACUUUUGCAGGUGAAUUUUGAACCAAUUUCUGUAAUAUAGCACUUUGUGUAUUGUAGAUUUAACUUUUGCAAUAAAAAUGGUCUUUGAUUUCUAAAUCAUAUAUAACUUUGAAGGAGGACAUGU